Ilyonectria robusta is the source of this 1484-nucleotide messenger RNA. RefSeq lists its product as uncharacterized. The transcript has 3 exons. The record is from RefSeq and is a predicted model, not a curated record. Bases 97 to 1344 code for a protein of 415 amino acids. Gene Ontology annotation, molecular function: oxidoreductase activity. NCBI's taxonomy places the organism in Eukaryota, Fungi, Ascomycota, Sordariomycetes, Hypocreales, Nectriaceae.
GACCCCAACAGAACGGCUCGGCCUUUCCCAGUCGGACAUCUUGGUGAUAUUACUUUCCUCUUGCAUAAUACUCACAUAAAGCGCCGUCACCUCAUAAUGGCAAGCCUUCUUUCGUACGUGCCCAUCGUGAAUCGGGUCUUGGGCUCAGGCUCAAAGACUGAGUCAACCAAAGCGCCUACCAUCGAUCUACCUUCGGUUGAGGUUCAUCAUGUUGAGACGAACCCAGACCGGCGCGCGAGGUGCCUCAAGCAUCUGUUGAAGGCGAAUCAUUCCAACUACUCUAUCGUCUAUCACAACCUUCAAUACAACAACCAAAACCCCCACAUUCUGGCCUCUGCGUAUCUUCUGGGCGCCACGGAGGUCCAGCUGAAUCAUAUUUACGACAAUCAGAUUAUUGAGCUGGAAUCAUGGAAACCGUCCCCAGCGGAAGUCGUCGAUGAUGACUGGGAAGAUUUCCUUGGUGACAGGCGAUAUCAACGAGCCUAUGUCGACUUCUUUGAGGAAAGACUUGCCAUGCGCUUUUCCUACGACUGGAAACAAGAAUUGAAUCAUUUCUUGUUCCUCGGCGAUGAACCAUUGGUCCAUGGUCUAAUUGGCGGUCUUGGUCACUCUCUCGUUCAUUUGGCUUAUGCCUAUGAAAUGGACUGCAAGGAACUUGCAAUGGAGGCUCUGGGGCUUGUCUGCAUUGAGUACAACUUCUUACACAAGUACCUCGAUGACAAGUCCUAUACCAAGCCAUCAACUUUCAGCUCGGGUUCGCCACUCGAACUCAUUACUAAGCUAGCUAAGGAUGGUCGGUUCAAUUCUUUACCAAAGAAUUCCAGUGUGGACGAUAUGGAAGAAAUCUUCAUUGAGCACGAGACUCUUAUCCUCGAAUACUGGAAUGCAUGGGUCAUCGAUGACCCAUUGAAGCAAUUCGAGCUGUCACAGGAGGCCGCUGUCGCGUUGCUAGUUGCGACAGUUCGACCAGGAACCCACGCCUUCGACUUCCUUCUUGUCCAUCUCUUGACAACCAGCCAUGCUGUCAGGGUCCUCUUACCUUUUUUCCCGGAAAACUACCGCAUCACACUGGUCAGGGAGUGGUGGCUACUGGUUUUGGCCAUUUUUAUUCUCAAGGGACGGCCACUGCCUGAUUCCGAUAAUGUUGACCAUGAACUGAAGGGCAAGACCUGGAAGUAUGUGGAGGAUAAGGCGCUGAAUUCGGCUUGGUCAAAGGACGCUCACUUCGUAAAAGCCAUCCGCGUCAUGAGAGAGGCAUCCAGGACCUGGGGGGAUGUCCAUGAGUUGUACCUCAGCUCCGCGGUAACAUUUGCGGAUAAUUUUGAAGGAUGGGUAUUUCCCUAGUUCCAAUACUCUACUGCAUAGAAGGAAACGGGGUGCAUGAAGAGAUGAAGAGAUGAAUAUUAGAUAUUAAAAAUACGCAUAAGAACAUUCAAUGGUGAUGGGCAAUUGUAUCAUGCACACGAGCGUGCACCUUGUGAAAG